This is a messenger RNA of Archocentrus centrarchus (flier cichlid), 956 nucleotides long. It is a transcript of the gene kti12, whose product is annotated as KTI12 chromatin associated homolog. The record is from RefSeq and is a predicted model, not a curated record. NCBI's taxonomy places the organism in Eukaryota, Metazoa, Chordata, Actinopteri, Cichliformes, Cichlidae. The transcript has 9 exons. Bases 65 to 892 code for a protein of 275 amino acids.
GUGAAAGUAGCAACGUGGGUUUUAGCACAACUCAGGUUGGUGAAAGUGGUAACUAACUUCAAUUAUGCCCCUAAUAGUGGUGUGUGGUUACCCCUGUAGUGGUAAGUCACGAAGGGCAGAGGAGCUGAAGGUCUAUUUUGAAGAGAGCACAGAAAAAAAGGUUCACGUUGUUGGAGACGGAAGCCUGGGCGCUGAGAAAAACAUUGUUUACGCAGAUUCACAAAAGGAGAAAAAUGUCCGAGCAUCUCUCAAAGCUGAAGUGGAGAGGAAGGUCAACAAGGAUGACAUUGUUAUUCUGGACUCAUUAAAUUAUAUAAAAGGCUACCGCUAUGAACUGUUCUGUCUCAUCAAACACGCACAGACACCACAUUGCCUGGUCUACUGUUUGACAUCCGACGAGCAGAGCUCAUUAUGGAACACAAACAGAGAUCUUGCUGAGCAGUACAAUCAGGACAUCUUUGAUGCAUUAGUUCAGAGAUUUGAAGCUCCGGAUUCCAGAAACAGAUGGGACAGUCCUCUCUUCACGAUCCUGAAAGACGACACGCUUCCAUUUGAAGCCAUUUCUGAUGCACUUUUCAAAAGAAAAGCACCCCCGCCGAACCAGUCUACUCAGAGUCAACCGCUCUCAUCUGCAAACUUCUUGUAUGAGUUGGACAAGAUUACUCAAGAUGUCUUGAUGGCAAUUUUUAACGUCCAAAAAACGAGCGUUCCCGGGGACCUCAUCUCAAUUCCAGGAUCUUCGGAAAAGGUUGAGCUCACCAGAAACAUCAACAUGGCGGAGCUGCGGAAGCUACGGCGCCAGUUCAUCAGCUACACCAAGAUGCACCCAACAGAGAACACGGGGCAAAUUGCUAAUAUGUUUGUUCAGUAUUUAAAUAAGAGUCUGCACUGACAUUUUUUAUGAGAUUUGUUUAUUUUACAUUUUCUGUGACAAAUAAAUGUUCUUAACAACAAAA